Molecule: messenger RNA, 3585 nt
Organism: Fundulus heteroclitus (mummichog)
Lineage: Eukaryota; Metazoa; Chordata; Actinopteri; Cyprinodontiformes; Fundulidae
Product: nuclear factor 7, brain-like
Exons: 1
Coding region: 152-1582 (476 amino acids)
Molecular function (GO): zinc ion binding; protein binding
Source: RefSeq, a predicted model, not a curated record
CACCCAAAACGGGAUAAACGAAACUGAAGGGUUUAAAUCAGGAAUCGAGGAGAGACGACGACGUGGUAAAGUCUCUGAUCUGCACAGACGAACACACAGAAAGAGAACUGUAAGUCAGCAUACUGUCUUUACUAACAACAAGAAGAAGAAAAUGGCUGAGAUGGUAGAGAAAAUCACUCUUGUUGAUUCUUUCCUGAGCUGCCAUGUGUGUUCAGAGACUUUCAUAGAUCCUGUGUCUCUGAGCUGCAACCACAGCUUCUGUUCAAGCUGCCUGCAGAAAUUCUGGGAACAAGUUGGAAAUAAGAACUGUCCCAUCUGUAAAAGAUCGUCAAAGGAAACUCCAUCCAUCAACUUCUCCCUCAAGGAACUUGCUGAUUCGUUUGCCAGGAAGCAGAAUGGAGCUACAAACGAGAUGGAAAAUAAGAAAGAGAAGAAUGUGGUGUGUGAGAAACACUCAGAGGUUUCUUAUUGGUUCUGUGAAGACGAGCAGAAAGCUGUGUGUCCUGUCUGUGAGUUUUCUCUCCACCAGAGUCACAAAGUGGUUCCUGUAGAACAAGCAGUCAGUGAGAUGAAGAAGCAGCUGAGAUCUGACUUAAAGUCUCUGCAGGACAAGAGGAACACACAAGAAGAAGUGAAGACAGAAUACGAUGAGAUGAUUGAACACUGCAAGAAGCAGCUGUUGUCCACAGAGAGACAGAUCAGAGCAGAGUUCAACAAGCUCCACCAGUUCCUGAAAGAGGAAGAGGAGUCCAGACUGGCAGCUCUGAGAGAGGAAGAGGAGCAGAAGAGGAAGACUAUCAGCAGAGAGAUGAAGAGGAUCCAGGAGCAGAUCUCCUCUCUGUCAGACAGCAUCUCUGCUGUUGAAGAAGACCUGCAGAAAGACAACGUGCCGUUCCUCAGCAGUUAUAAAGCCACUCAGAGCAGAGCCAGAGGUCAGACGUCACUGUCAGAUCCACAGCUGGUCUCAGGAGCUCUGAUAGAUGUGGCCAAACACCUGGGCAAUCUGUCCUUCAGAGUCUGGGAGAAGAUGAAGGACAAGGUCCACUUCAGUCCUGUCAUUCUGGACCCAAACACUGCAAAUGGAUUUCUCUAUCUGUCUGAUGAUCUGACCAGUGUGAGAUGUGGAGACACAAAGCAGCAGCUUCCUGAUAAUCCAGAGAGGAACACUAAGUAUAGGGAUGUUUUUGGUUCUGAGGGCUUCAGCUCAGGGAAACACAGCUGGGAGGUGGAGGUGGGAGACCAUCCUGACUGGCUCAUUGGUUAUGUUAAAGAGUCAGUUGAGAGGAAGGAAGAGGCAUCUCCUUCACCAGAAGAUGGAAUCUGGUGUUUAUGGCAUGAUGAUGGAAAUUAUACUAAUGGUGCUGAUAAGACUCUCCCAGUGAAGAAGAAUCUUCAGAAGAUCAGAAUCCAGCUGGAUUAUGACAGGGGGGAGGUGUCCUUCUACGACCCUGAAGACAUGUCUCACAUCUACACUCACAGAGACACUUUCACUGAGAAACUCUUCCCUUAUUUCAGUGUUGGAGAAGCUGCUGAUGCCAAAACUUCUGAUCUCAAAAUCUGUCAAACUGAGAUUUCUGUUUAAACUUGUGUUUUUGAGUUCUCUGAAAUAUUGAAUAUUUUUUGAUUGGUGACCAUCCUGACUGGUACCUGGGUGUGGUUAAAAUGUCAGUUGACAGAAAGGGAGAGAGAGUGUCUUGAGAUGGCAUGUGUUGUGAAAUGGCGGUAUAUAAAUAAAAUUGAAUUCAACUGAAAUGAGAAUGACUUAGGUUGAUUUUUACAGUGAAUGUCUUACUUAUAGCUCCUUCAAUGAAAAGAAAACAGAGUUUAACUGGAAAACUGGAAAAAAAUACUGUAAAACCAAUAGAAUUACAGUAAAUGUAUCAUAGAAUUACGGUAAAGCUGUAAUAGAAGUACAGUAAAUUCAUCAUAAAAUUAUAGUAAAACUGUAAUAAAAUUACAUUAAAUUACCACAAAAUUACAGUAAAACUGUAAAUAAAAUUACAUUAACCGGCUGUAAAUUUUACAGUAACUGGCUGGCAACCCUGCUGCCAGUAAUUUACUGUAAAUUCUACAGUAUUUUUUUUACAGUGUAUUGGUAAGACCAUCACUGUGAGGAAGAGACUUGAGGAUCAGAGUCCAGCUGGACUAUGACAGGGGGGAGGUGUCCUUCUACGACUCUGAAGACAUGUCUCCUGUCUACAUCUGCAGAGAAACCUUCACUGAAAAACUUUUGCCUUACUUCAGCGUUGGUGAAGCUGCUGAUGCCAAAACCAAGGGUAUCAGCAUAUGGAAGUCUGAAACGGUGGUGAGAUCAAACUGAUUUGUUCCUUUAACAAGAAGAAAAGCUAAAAUCAAGGUUUAAAACACAGAGUCGUUAAUAUAAGAUGGACUUAAGUGUUUGUAUAGUAACAUAAAGGAUCCCUAAAGUUUAAAAAUGUAACAACAUUGAGGGACACAACUAUUUAAAGUCCCCAAAAAGCAUGACUAAGAGCUUUGAUUGUCUUUAGCAAAGCACAAAGGCCUUGUUGUAGCCUUCAAUAUCUGUUUUCAUAUCUCAGGAGUCCUUUUGGCUGACUCCUCCUCACGUAAACUUUCUAAAUCCUUUGUUUCUUGGUUGCUGCUUGGAAACUCAAAGCUUGAGCUUCUUUUACAGACUUUCUAGAGGACUGAGGUUUGGUGACUACCAAGGCCUUUCCAUUCUUCUUUAGCUCCUCACAGCUUCCAUACAAGUGGCUCUUGAGUUAUUAUCAUGCUGGGAUUCUCAUCCAGGACCCAUCAUUCGUGUCCUCCUCCUAGAUUUAUUCAUAAUUUCUUGGCACCUCAAUGCGGUUGAAGUUGCCACAGUCUUAAGGAUAAUGUUUCCAUCUCUGUGCUUAACAGAGAUACUGGUUUUCUUCUCUUCCUCCUAAUAUGCAGGGUUGAGUUGCUGCAAAAGAGCUCCGAGGGAGACAUGAUUCUGGUUGUGUUGUACAGAUUGAAUGUUUAUUUCUCUCAAUGAUCUGCAAACUAAACUGUGACAAUUGUGUAAUUCAUUUUUUUCCAGACUUUUAUUGAUAUUCUUUUUUGUAUGUCUGUGAGCAAACUUAGGAAAUCAGCAGGGGAUCAAAUAUUUAAUCUGUUGUUUAAUAACUUUUUCUUUUAGUUGUUUUUUGUUGAUUAUGUUAUAUAAGCAGAUCUGUUUUUAAAGUUUGAUGGUUAUUUUAAGACGCACCAAUCAGAUUUUCCCUGGCCAAUGUCCAUUUAUAGUCUGAUCUGCUGGAAAUAUUCAGUCAGACCAGAUCCGGGGGGUGCCACACAAGUAUUUUUGCAUUAGUUUGCAUGAACUGUAUUUUACAUCAAGCACGUUUUACUGAUGGAUCACACUGUAUGCUGACUUAAUGGCUCCCCAUAUAUAUAAAUCCAGUAUUGACUGUAAAAACAAACAUGUUUUUUUCUUUUUUAUUGAACUUUAACUGAUAGAAUCUUCCCUCAGACUGUAUCACAGAUCACACAAACAAAUCAGCCAUUAUAGACCUUGUCUGAUAUUUGUAUGUUUACCUUUUAGUCAUUAAAACACUAAAUAAUUAAAUAAAUAUUGAGAAUUUA